GCCUCUUACACCUCGCUCCCCGCAUCUCACCGCCGUCGCAGCCACUCUCCUUUCCUCGGUCUUCUGCACCUCUUGCUCCAUCUCUCUGCGCCUCUCUUCCGCCGCUCUUCCAGCAGCCGUCUCCUAGUGUGCCACGCGCCCGAGUGCUCUCCAGCAUGGCCAAGAGCACGCCUCGCGCAAAGGCGCCUGCCGCUGCUGCGGCCGCAGCGCCGGCCGCCAGCACGUCGGCCGCCGCACCCUCUUCCUCGUCUGCGCCGGCAAAGCGGCGGCGCACCUCGACGUCCGCCGACAGUGCCUCGGGCGCACCUGCCGCUGCCGCUGCUGCCAAGGGUCCCUACCAUGAUGCACUGCUGGCGCACGACGGCGCCUUCAGCAUGCUGCUCUCGCUUCUGCCUGCCAACCUCUACCUCGGCCCCGCCGACGAUGCGCUGCUCGACGAGGAGGCGGCAAACGCUGAGAGCGGGCCGGGCGCAAAGUUCAUGAAGAACAAGAAGAAGAAGGACAAGGAGCUCGAGAGCGCACGCAAGAAGGAGAAGGCGAGAGAGGGCAAGCGGGCAAAGCUCGACCCGGCCAACCAAAAAUCCAUCCCGGAGCUGCAGGCCGAGCGCGCUGCCAUUGCUGCGGCACGGGCAGCAGCUGCGGACGACGACGUCUCCUUCUCCGGCUCGGAGCUGGGCGGCGAGGGGUCGGACGACGACGACGAGGCCGACGCAGGCUCGGAGCAUGCAGGCGACACAGACGAAGACAUGGUCGACUCGGACAUGGAGACGGAUGCCCGGCCCGCGGCUGCGGCCGCACCGGUGCAAGACGGCGCAAGCAGCAUCACCGAGCUGCGGGCGAAGCUGCAUGCGCGCAUCGGUGUGCUGCAGGCCAAGCGGCGUGCUCCUGGCAUCACUGGCUCCAACCAGACGCCGCUCGGCGCACGCGCGGGCGUCGUUGCGGGCGCCAGCAGUGCAGCGCUGGAUGAUGGCGAGGCGGAUGAUGGCGAGAGUCUGGCGGGCAGCAAGGACGAGCUACUCGAGGAGCGGCGGCGCAAGCGUGGUGAGAUGCGCGAUCGCCGUCGCCGCGAGCGCAAGGAGGCUCGUCGGGCCGCGGGCACGCCCAAGCCGGACAAGAACGCCGCCAAGCUUGCGCCUGGCGCUACGAAGGGCGCAGGCGCCACGAGUGCGCCGACGCGUGCGCCGGCGCUGCUCGUCUCGGACGGCCGGCACGGCGGUGCUGCACGCGCAGGUGGCAGCGGUCGCUCAGACGAUCCGUCGGGCACCGACGUGACAUUCUCGAAGCUCAAGUUUGCAGCCGACGCACACACGGACAAGAAGAGUCGCCACGCCAUGCCUGCCGACCCCAAGGCCGCACUGGCCGUGCUCGAGGCGCGCAAGGCUCGCGAGGCCAAGCGUGCGGAGAAGCUCGAGGCAAAGGGCCCUGACGCGGACGCCGAGGCACGCGCAAAGGAGAAGAAGGAGGCUGAGCGCUGGAGCCGUGCUGAAGCCGCGGCGGAGGGCGUCAAGCUGCGCGAUGACGAGGGCCUGCUGAAGAAGGCAGUGAAGCGCAAGGAGAAGGAGAAGAGCAAGAGUGCAAAGGAGUGGGGCGACCGCGCACGCGACCUGCAAAAGAAGACGGAGCAGCGCAUCAAGAAGCGCACCGACAAUCUGGCGGCGCGCAAGGAGCGCACGGGCGGCAAGAAGAAGGGCGGAGCGGCCGGCGGUGGCGGCAAGAAGGGCACAAAGGCUCGCCCGGGCUUCGAGGGCAAGGCGUCCUUUGGCGCUGGCAAGAGCCGCGGCGGCGGCACUGCCGGACGCGGUGGACGCGGAGGCGGCAAGACGGGAGGCCGCAAGUAGACAGCCUCGUCGUGCGCGGCUGUCUGUUGGGCUCUAUGAGAUGUCAUUUCAGCCA
Tilletiopsis washingtonensis is the source of this 1893-nucleotide messenger RNA. RefSeq lists its product as hypothetical. Lineage: Eukaryota; Fungi; Basidiomycota; Exobasidiomycetes; Entylomatales. The record is from RefSeq and is a predicted model, not a curated record. Gene Ontology annotation, molecular function: DNA binding; RNA binding. The transcript is spliced from 4 exons. The coding region runs from base 156 to 1838 and encodes 560 amino acids. Gene Ontology annotation, biological process: ribosomal large subunit biogenesis; ribosomal small subunit biogenesis. Gene Ontology annotation, cellular component: nucleolus.